ACCAUGUGCUUUCUGUCGUGAAGCUCUGUCUGGUUUGCCUGCUGUUUGUUGUCAAUUGUUUUGCCUUUUUUUUAAUCCUACAAAAUGCACGUUUUGCGAUAAAGGCUGUACGCUUUCCUGAACUAAAGAUGUUGUACUGGCGCUGUAAAAGUGGCUCUAAUUCGUGAGCAGUGGAAAUUAUUUUAAAAUGAGUUGAGAUUUAGCAAAAUAAGCUAGCAAUGGCUACUUACAACACUGAAGUUCAUUCAGUGGUGCUAGAAGUGAGCCCAGAUAUUCAUAUUUGUGGAUUCUGCAAACAACAGUUCAACAACCUUGAUGUAUUUCGGGCUCAUAAGCAAAAUGAAUGUGCUCUGCUGUCCUCAGACACUGUGGCCUCUUCUACAGCCGCCCUGACAGAUCCCAACACAGAGUUUGUCUUUGAGGAAACGUUUAAAACCUGCGUCAUGAGAGGUGCCAAAAAGUCCACAAGCAAAACCCCGAAAACUGCUCAGAGAGAAUUGAAACCUACGCUGGCUUCAAAGAGACACAGCUGCUGCUUCUCAGGUUGCACUUUUAAAACCCAGUAUGGCCAAAAAGAUAUGGAGAGGCACCUUAAAACACACACUGGAGAGAAGCCGUUUGAGUGCGAGCUGUGCCAUAAACGCUUCAGCCGCAGGGACAAACUCAACAUGCACAGCCGCUCUCACACUGGAGAAAAGCCUCACAAAUGUAAACUGUGUUCGUACGCCGCGGCCGACAGCAGCAGCCUCAAGAAACACGUGAGGAUCCACUACGACGAAAGGCCCUUCAAGUGUCAGAUCUGCUCCUACGCCAGCCGCAACUCCAGCCAGCUCACCGUGCACCUGAGAUCGCACACUGGCGAUGCUCCGUUCCAGUGCCAACAGUGCGACGCCAAGUUCAAAAUCAACUCCGAUCUGAAGCGCCACCUCCGGAUCCACUCGGGCGAAAAACCUUACAAAUGUGACUUCUGUGAAUAUCGCUGCGCUAUGAAAGGAAACCUCAAAUCCCACAUCCACAUCAAACACGGCACGGACAAUACUUUCCAAUGCACACAAUGCGAUUUCAAAUGCACCAAUAAGACUGCACUUCGCCAACACGCCAGAGACCACCAGCCUACGCAAGCUAUUCAGUGCUCCAAGUGUAGCUACUCCUGCUCCAGCAAGGGGGCGCUCAAAGUCCACGAAAGAAUCCACUCGGACGAAAAACCGUUUAAAUGCGAAUUCUGCAAUUUCGCCUCAAAACAGCGCAGCAACUUGGUCAUUCAUCAAAAAAAAGUCCAUGGAGAUAAACCAGAAGAUGUUGUGAAAAGUAAAGCUAGCAAGAAUAAAAGUUGUGAAUUGACGAAACCGGUUAGCUCACGUUACAGGGCAAAAUUGGACGCAGCCAGAGCUUUUUCCUGUGAUUUCUGCGACGCGUCUUUUGUCAGAGAAGAUUCAUUAAGAAGUCACAAAAAACAGCACAAGGAAAGUAAUAUGGUAGAACUUCAACUGCCGACACAAUCUAAUACAAUCACAUUAAUACCUGAGUCGUCAUCACAAGCCAACAACCAACUUGAAAUUCCUUCGACGAUUGGCACGUGUUUGGGGAGCGGCCAUCUUAAAAUCAUUGUUUCUCAAGAUUUUUCUAACGUGGAUAGUACAAACAAACCAAAUAUGGUCCUCCUAAGCCAAGAAAGCCAGAAUAUGGUAGUUAACUCAAUGCUCCAACAGGUCAAUUUGCAACCAAUCGCAACGUCGCAAACUUUAGACGCCAACCUCGAACCGCAAACCGUACUUUUAACACAACUGUGCCCGGACGAUUCAACGAAUUCACUCCAUCAGGCAUUUUUGCAAAGACCGCAAGACCAAACCUUCAUAUGCUCUGAACUGGAAAGUUUAAAAGCGCUAAUUCAAGAAGGAGGGACGGAGGUGACGGUUGUGACAGAAGACAAUGACGCUAUGCUAACGUCAGCUAACCCGGGAACGAUUUGCGGGCAAGCGCUGGAGUGUAUGGAGGUGUCGACGCCGGCGGACUUGAGUUUAGAGCAGAGUGCCUUGACUACGUGUGAGGAAAGCGCGUUACUGAUGCCAAAUUUAAGUCUGGGAAGUCAAAACGUUGUCAUUCAUAGUGUACCUCUUAUAAUGUCAACACAACCGGAACACAAUGAGAUUAGCCAGCUUCAGCAGACAAUAUACUGUAAUUCAGACGCCCUGGACAGUAUUCCACAAUGACCAACGAAUCUCUGAAUUUUACUGUUUUGAGUAUUGAAAGGACUUCCAUUGUCUCUGUCUCUCGUUAAUUAAACAAAGACUUUAACUGCACUAGGGGAGACUUACCAUGAAUAAUGCUGACUUGAAUUUUUUCUGAGAAGUGUUAAAAUUAAAGGGCCUAUGUUACAGUAUUUUCUGAUCCAUGUUAUAAUGUUGUUUCCUCAUCACGAACAUACUUGGAGUUGUGUUUUGUUUCAUUCACAUGUUUAACACACAAACCCUGCAUGUUUACGCUGAGUUCUUCUCUCAAACAGAAAACACUCUGUUCCAC
Molecule: messenger RNA, 2520 nt
Organism: Periophthalmus magnuspinnatus
Lineage: Eukaryota; Metazoa; Chordata; Actinopteri; Gobiiformes; Gobiidae
Gene: zfp64
Product: zinc finger protein 64 homolog (mouse)
Exons: 7
Coding region: 219-2210 (663 amino acids)
Biological process (GO): regulation of DNA-templated transcription
Molecular function (GO): DNA-binding transcription factor activity, RNA polymerase II-specific; RNA polymerase II cis-regulatory region sequence-specific DNA binding
Source: RefSeq, a predicted model, not a curated record